AUGAAAAGGACAAAUUAAGAUACGAAUGUUUCCUAAAAUAGACCUAAUUUACCAAAUUUGUCAUAAUAAUCAUCUACUCAGUCUUAAUAAAGUAAUUCAAUCACUGAUAGAUUAAAAGAAUAUGAGAAAAUUAGAGAGAUAGGACGAGGCGCUUAUGGAAUCGUUCAUAAGGUAAGAAAUAAGAGAGGCCAAUAUUUAGCAAUGAAAGAAAUCAACUAAACCAAAUUGAAUAAAGAUAAAAAGGCACAUUAAAUAUAUAUGGAAAAAAUAAUGAAGUAUUUUAAAUUUCCUGGAAUUCCAGAAUUAUACUCCUGCUUUAGGGAUAAAUCUUAGUCUACAAUCUACAUAGUAAUGGCUUAUGCAGAAGGAGGUUAAUUUUAGCGGAUAAUAAAAAAAUAUCACUAAUAUUUUACAUUUGAAGUAGUUCAGUUUUUUGUGGCUGAGAUGGUUUUAAUUUUGGAGUAUAUACAUUCUUUGGGUUUUUCUCAUAGAGAUUUUAAACCAGAAAACCUUGUUCUAACUAAAGAUGGGCACCUUUAACUUAUUGAUUUUGGAACACUGAAUGAUUAUUGCAAGAAACUUAUUCCGUAAGGAGCAAUAGAUGAAGUAAGGAUAAAAGAUGACUACCGCAGAUAAAAAUUUGAAAGAGAAAAAAUAAGGGAAAUUAAAAUGAGAUAGUAGGAAGCUAUUCAUAAUCACGAAAUGGGCAAUGCAGAUGCACCAAACAUUAAUUAAACUAGCUUAAAUGAUGGUAUACUUCAGCCUUCUGAUAUAGAAGAAAUAGAAUAGCGUUUAAGAUCUUAAACUUUUUGUGGGACUGCUGAAUAUCUUUGUCCAGAAAUGCUGGAAGAUGACGUUUGUUAUAUGAAUGGAGAUUUAUGGGCAUUAGGUUGCAUCAUUUACAAAAUAUUCACUAAUAAUACACCUUUUGUGGAUUCUUAGGAGUUUUUAAUAUUCAAUAAGAUAAAAUAAGGAAUAUACAAUAAAAAUCAUGAGUAAAUACCUCCUGUUGCAAACGAUCUCAUCUCUAAAUUGCUAGUUUUAGAUCAGUAUGAAAGACUUGGAAGUGUAGUAGUAGAUGAAAACAUAACUAAAGAAACAGUACAUGAAGCUUAUAAAAAGCUUAAAUCACAUCCAUUCUUUGAUGGUGUUGUUUGGGAAAAUCUUUAUAAAUAACGUCCUCCAGAAAUGAUUUUACAAAUUAUAUCAGGAUAAUAUGAUGAAAUAAAAAAACAGUUAAAUGAAAAUUAAAAAGGACCUAAUCAAGGUCAAAAAAAUCAAAAUGAUGAUAAUAAUGACGAAGAUGAUAGUGAAGAUGAAGAUGAUUAAGAAGAUUAAGAGGAUUAAGCAGAGUUGUAUAUAAAAAAUUAGAUUAAAAUGAACGAAUAAAAAAACUUAGAAAAUAUGAGGAAAAGUGCUCAUAUCCCUACUGGGUAUAUUCAAGAAAACGAAGAAAAGUCUGCAAAUCAAAAUCAGGUAUCAAAUUCGCUAAAUGGUAGAAAAACAUGCUCUGAAGAAUUAGCAUAGUCUCCAUCUAAAAAUAAAUAAAACUAAUCUAUAGGAAAAUCAGAUAAUUAAAAUACAAGUUAUUUAAAUGUAGUAAGUAGCUUAAAGCCUCCAUUUACUGAAGCUAAUCUCUAUUAUUAAACUUUAAUAAAUAAAGUCAAUAAAAAGCUAUUUUUUAUUCCAGUUAAAAAACCUAGAUAAAUUCUUUUAUUUAAUACUGAUCCAAUAAGAAUAAUAUAUUAUAUACCUUUCCGUUCUAAGCUAAAUUUAAAAUAUAUUGUGAUAGAUGAAAAUGCCUCUAUUAAAUUAGAAACACCUUAAAGAAUCAUUAUAAAUGAUCAUAGCGAUAAAUACGUUUUUGAGAACAUUAAGCAAGAUACUGCUUAGCAGUUAUACUAAGCUAUCUUAAAACUCUAAUAAUUGAAGCAGUAGUAAAAUAAUUGA
Messenger RNA from Tetrahymena thermophila SB210, 1950 nucleotides. RefSeq names its product Serine/Threonine kinase domain protein. Gene Ontology annotation, biological process: intracellular signal transduction; peptidyl-serine phosphorylation. Gene Ontology annotation, molecular function: ATP binding; protein serine/threonine kinase activity. The record is from RefSeq and is a predicted model, not a curated record. Lineage: Eukaryota; Ciliophora; Oligohymenophorea; Hymenostomatida; Tetrahymenidae. The transcript has a single exon.